CUCACACACACACUUCUCCCUGAAGAAUCGAAAACCUCUCUCCAUCCCCUCUUCUCUUCCUCCUCUCCCCGCGCGCGCUUCUCUCUAGGGUUUGUCGGAACUUCGCACUCUAAUUCUUCCCCGGCAGCUGCGAAUCUCAGCCGCCGGAGGCUUCAGGAGGCGCCGCCGACGGAUUCUGUAUCGGGCAGUACCGGUUUCUCAGCUCGCCGUGGUGGAUCGCCGCUCAAGUCUAUGUAAAGAGUGGUUGAAGACUUUGUGAUCACAUGGAGAGAAGUGAUUGUAAUAUGGAGGAGGGGGAGAAUCACCAAAGUAGCAAAGCUGAUCAUGUUGUUGUACAAAAGCGCAUGGAGUCUCCCAUUAAGAUUAACUCUAUAUAUAUAGAGCUCACUGCUCCUAAGGAGAAGAAUACUGCUGCAGAAAAGUGCCAUCAUUUUUCUAUCCGUGGUUAUGUAUCUAAAGUCCGAGAGGAAGACAUCAACAAGUGUUGGCCAUUUGAUUCAUCAGUUGAAACCAAUACUACAGAUAAUUGUGAGGAUGAUCAUCAAGUGCUUCCUCCUUUAGAUGAACGGCUAUUUAGAUACUGGCGUUGUGAGAACUGCUCUCAGAAAAUUGGGCCUGCUGAGAACAUACAGCAUUCUGCCGUUCUUCUUAAGCAUUCUAGUUCUGGGAAAAGAACUACUAGUUCUCCCAUACAAACAGCAGUAAUUGCUGCUCCAAUGCUAAUGUCGACACAGAAACCCUCGGGAUUAUAUGAUGUGGAAGGAUCGAGUGAAAAUGGUGCUGAGCAUUUGCAUGAUGCCUCGAAACAUGAUCCUUUGAGCACUCAUGAUACUGAGAAUAAGUUAAUGAAUUCCCCAGGAACAUCAAUUUCAGGAGAAACUGUUCGAUCAAAGCAUCAUAUGGAUGGGGAGACGGUUGUAACCGAAAUUCCUCUGAGCAAUAUGCAGAUUACUUUUCGUGCAGAUGACUCGACAGGCUGUGCGGAUCAUGAACUGGCUGCUGAUGAUCCCAGUAGGAACCUCGAUUCGAUGGUGAUCAAGGAUUCCGUCGGAACUUUUGAAACAGGAAAAGGAAACUCUAGGCAUGAAAAACACGCAGGCCUGAUAGUUCGUUUAAAAUCUGUGGCUUCUGGUCAAGUUGCUGAUGCAUGCACUAGAGAGAAAGAUGAUAAUGCUAGUGCUAAAGAUACCAUGGAAGCAGGUGAUGGCUCUUCUGAAAAUGCUGAGAAAACUGCAGUCAAGAAUGAUCAUGAUCUUCAGGCUUCUCGUCGUGAUCAUUCAAGUGGUCCUCGUCGUAGAAAAACUCGGAAGAUCCGAUUACUGACCGAUCUGUUGUGUGGGAAUGGAGUACACGGAAAUGCUGAUUCCCCCAAGGCUGCAGAUUCUCUUCCCUCCAUAAAUGUCGUUCCUUAUGCAUCUGUAGAAGUUGAUGAUAAACCUUCUGGUUCCCUGAAUGAUCAAGUGGAAAUGGAAGGAACUGGUUCUGCCAAAAAGACUUUGGUUCCAUACAAGAAGCGAAAAUUUCCUCGGGAUGAUCAGUGGAGCACCCCUGAGCCGAAUCCUUCUUCAAGUAAGGUGAGCAAAGCCAGGAUUUCGAAGAAAGCUGUUGAUCAUAUUCCCAAGAAGAACAAAGCUUUGACUUCGGACUUAGUCGCAGAUGUGCAAGACAAAAUGGUCAUAAAAAGUAGUAGAAAAGGCAAUUCUAGCAAAGUUAGAGGCGAAACUAGUGCUAUGACGGGUAAGAAGGUUUCAGACACUGAGGCUGGUUUCGAUUCUGAAUUAGUUGCAAAUGUGAGAAACAAAAUGGUCCAGCAAAGUAGUACAAAAAGCAACUCAAGCAAAUCAAGAGUUGAAAAAAGUGGUGUCAUGGGCAAGAAGAAAGAUAAACAUGUUGUGGUUGCUGAUGAGCAUCUGUCCUUGGCGCCAGCAUCUCUGGAAAAUUUUCCAACUGUAACCGAGCUUAGUAUUGGAGAUAAUGCUGGUGUGGUGGCCGAUGCCACUGGUCAUGCUGCACCAAAGCGCAUGGAGAAUCCAAAUGCCGCUAGAGAGAUAGAUCUUUUCCCUCUGCGUACUCAAGAGGUUGAUGGAAAAUCUAGUUCUGUUAUGAAUAAGCAAGCCAAGCCGGGUCAGUUUGGUGAAAAUCUCAGCAUGCUUCGAGAUGAUCUAGUAGCACAGGAAGCCGAGAGUACUAUGGAAACUAGGCCUAUGCAUGGCCAAGGUAACCAAGAUUUGUCCAGUGAAAGAGGGCUUAAUCUUUCUCUUGACAUUUACACAGCCACGCAUCAACCUGAAAGGCUGUAUAGUAGUGUCCAUGGCAGGCAGAGCUCUUUGUCCGGUGAGCAUAUCAGAAUGACCUCGAACGAUCGGGUUACGAGGAAAGAUGAUCAGACACAAUAUGUUGGAAUGUUUUCUUUGAGUCAUGGAUCUCAAAUGCCUACAUCUUUUGGUGGAGUACAAAGUGAUGUGAGAAGGAAGCAACCCAUGCAUGGACUUCCUUUCCUUGGUGUGGCGCAUAACUAUAGCUCCCAAGUCGAGGUGGGAGGUAUCCGUAUGCAGAAAAAGGACUUUGGCAGUACAAGUUCAAAUGAGAAGUCCAUUGGAAUUCAGGCACAUGCAGCUGGCAAAAGCAGGGAUAGUGACCUGAGAGCUGGUAGUAGAGCAUCUGAAGCUCCCGUUUCAGACGACAUCCCUAUGGAAAUUGUUGAACUCAUGGCAAAGAAUCAGUAUGAGAGGUGUCUUCCUGAUGCUCAAGCCGGUAGCAGCAGGGGUCAUCAGACAUUGGAUUUUGGUAACAGACAUGUUGUGGCUACGCACCCGUUUUAUCAGGAGGCUCUCAGAGAAAAGCUACUGACUCAAAAUGGAACAAAUGGAAUGAUUCAGUGGAGCGAGAAGCUAAGACCACCCGCCAAACAGAAGUCAGUUGUUCAGUUUCCUGAUCAACCCCGGUUCCUCAUAAACCAAGCAGAACAAAGUCGUCCCCCACCCUUGGGCUACGCAGAGUUCCUACAGCGCCAGAAUCCAUCAGGUGUGCCCCAAGAUUCUGCUUCUUCCGCAGGGAGGCAUAUUGGUGGUCAACACUUGCAAUGGUUACGCAACCUUUCAGCGAAGGGACCUCCGGUUCAGAAUAGUUCCCACAACACAAGGUCAUGGAGUGAAGAAGCAAAUCGCUCGUGGCCAACUAUGGCACCAAGUCAUCACUUACCUUUCAUGUUUAAUGACCCCAAGUUGAUGUCUCCUCCUCCUCCUCCUCCUCCAAGUAUCAUACGCAAGGCAACUCCAAACAUGGAUAAUGACAAUCAGAAUGCUACAAGCUUUCAGAGACAAGGUAAUAACAGCUUUGGUUCUGAAACACCAAGGAGGGGAUCACAUUUGGAGGCCUCACUUGCUCGUAGGAGUAACAACAACUUGAUAGAGCUUAAUCAGAAGCCAGUGGGGAACACAGACAUAUAUUCCAACGAGUCAAUUUCAGCUAUGCAUUUACUCAGCCUCAUGGAUGCAGGACGGAGAUCCAAUGGACAAGUGAAUCAGGAAAGCCCGUCUACCUCUCGUGAUCGACAUUAUUCAGAGAUGAGAACUCUGCCAUAUGAUUAUGACGGUGAAAACCAAUUCACAAGGGGUUUCCAGCAACAUGGUUCAGCAAAUUCCCAGAGAAUCGGUUCUUCUGCUUCCUUUCAAAUUGAUAGUAGAGGUUUCAAGAAGGCCAUCGAUUUCAGCAGCCAAGUUUCUCAAGAGACAAGGAGGAGAAAAGAAGACUUUGAUUCACUCGCAGAGAACAGGCAUGGUAGUAUCCCUCAGCAUUCUGGAUAUAGUCCAGUUCAUAUUAGAAAGAAGAUUCUUGGUUCUUCAGAUUCUUCUUCUAAGGUUCCCUUUCAAAUGCAAGAAGCAUCAAAGCUCCCAUCACCAAUGGUAUACAGAUUAGAGGCGGGUUCUAAGACUAACACAACUGGUCAGCCCCAGAAACGCAUCCUGGAGCUUCAAGAAACCUGCAGAAUAAACAGGAAUCCAGCUGAUUUUAGCUACCCAGGGCCUGGAAACCCUUACAUGAUAGGUCCAAAAGAUUUGAAAUUCCUGGAUGCAGAUGGAGGUGAGCAAAAGCGCCAGAAGAAGCUUGUUGCUAUAAGAGGACGUGGGAAACAUCAUCUGAACCUGUAGACAGGUUACUGAUAUUUUGAUGCUGAAAGGUGAAAGCUUUGAACCUUGUGGCUGGCUGCCUUUAGCAAAAUAAAGAACAAGGUACAUACAUGAGAAGAUUUUGAAAGGAGUUAUGAGAAAUGAACUGGACAAAUGAAGUAUCAUACUGGUUUUUUGCAUGAUCGAGGUCUUUUGAUUAAAGGUGACCAAGCAAUCAUUCCUUGGGGGUGGGAAGUAUCAGAAGAAUUUGUAUAUAAUCCCCACAAAGCAAAGGUCUUGACUUUAGGCAAAGUUUGUGGUUUUUGGAGUUUCUCUUCCUGAGAUUCUUUUACAAGUAUGGUGUGUGUGUGAGAGAGAGAGAACUGUAGUGUACCCUGCAGUGAGGUUUUUGGUUGAAAGAACCUCGCUUCGCUUCAUCUCUGGGAAAAAGGGACUUCAAUGAAGGCUUUGUGCUCAACCCCCUCUGAGCAGGAAACAGAGAGAAGAGGAUGGUGUUAUGUUUUGAUGUUGGAAAACAUUUAGAAGCUGACUUGUUUGAAGGAGCCAGCCAUACAGAACAAAAAAACAGCUGUAGAAUUUAGUCUUGAUGUUGUUGUUGAUGAAGAUGUAGUUGUAAUAGCAGCAGCAGCAGCAGCAGCCCAGUAGUAUGUUAUUAUGCUGUCAGAAAGGCGAAUAAGUUUGGAGGGAGUACUUUUAGUUGUAGCUAGCUAGCUAGCUGCUUGAAAAGCUUGUUAACAUCAGGUUAAUGAUGAUCUGAAUGAAUGUUUAAUUCAUCAUAGUGAACCUUUUGCUAUCACUUUGGUAUUCUUCUCUUGCUUGCUUCUUAUUUUCACUCCUUUUCCC
Linum tenue is the source of this 4973-nucleotide messenger RNA. Lineage: Eukaryota; Viridiplantae; Streptophyta; Magnoliopsida; Malpighiales; Linaceae. The record is from the annotation of a GenBank genome assembly.